AUGUUUCUAAAUGCAACUGUAUUUUCAAUUGGAAAUUUGCAAAAACUUAUUGAUAACUGGUAUAUCUUCUUAACAGUUCUUAAUAUGGCAGGAAAAACAAUCGGCACGUACAUCAACCACAAGUAUUUCCACCAAAUCAUAAAUCUUUUAUCAUCAGACGAGUUUCAAGCAGAAGAUGAAGAAUCGAACAAAAUAAUUAGGAAAAGUAUCAAAAAAGCUACAAAAGUCCGAACAUUGCUAAUUUUUUGGAUCGUAUUUGCUGCAAUUUUAUAUUUGUCAGUUCCAUUGCUGGAUGGGAGCAGCAAAGACUUUGUGCUGCCUCUAAAGGCUUGGUUUUGGUUUGAAAUCAAAUAUUCGCCAAUUUAUGAACGGAUUUAUGUUUAUCAGUGCAUAAGCUUAAUUUACCAAGCUUUAAUAAUGGCUGUGAUCGAAGGUUUCAUUAUGGGAAUUAUGGCAGUGAUUAUUGGCCAAUUAGAGUUAUUGGCUUAUAAGUUGAGGAACAUCAAAUCGGAUGGAGGUCUGCAAUGCUUUGAUGAAAGAGUGGUGAAUUGUGUGAAGCAUCAUAGGAAAAUCAAGUUGUUAACUAACAACUUACAACAAAUGUAUGGAUCUUCUAUGUUUUUUCACAUCUUAGUUGGAGGUGCUUUAUUAUGUCUCACAGGCUACCAUCUUUCACAUUUAUCUAUUCAAAAAGAAAGAGUUCAAUUCACCAUAGACUUUGUGUACCUCAUAAUGAUUGUCGGUCAAUUAUUUUUACCUUGCUGGUAUGGAAGCAAAAUUAAAGAUAUGAGUACGCAGUUGAAUUACGCUCUUUAUGAAAGCGAAUGGAGUUCUUGUCUAUUUUCUGAUGCAAAAAUGAUAGCAAACAAAAAUACCACACCCCGAAGUAAAAUGACUAUUUCAAAUAUUCUUAUGGAAAAUGGAAAACGAUGCAUUCAAGUUCGAGCAUCUGGUUUAGUAUCUCUGGAUAUGCGGACUUGUACUUCGAUGAUCAACUCUGCUUAUUCGUAUUAUGCUCUGUUAAGAAAUCUACAAAAGUAA
Messenger RNA from Ctenocephalides felis (cat flea), 1041 nucleotides. RefSeq names its product odorant receptor 94a-like. Gene Ontology annotation, molecular function: olfactory receptor activity; odorant binding. The coding region runs from base 1 to 1041 and encodes 346 amino acids. The record is from RefSeq and is a predicted model, not a curated record. Lineage: Eukaryota; Metazoa; Arthropoda; Insecta; Siphonaptera; Pulicidae. The transcript is spliced from 6 exons. Gene Ontology annotation, cellular component: plasma membrane. Gene Ontology annotation, biological process: sensory perception of smell; detection of chemical stimulus involved in sensory perception of smell.